AUGGGUGAUUACAGUUUCUACAACUACAACCCGAGCCUCGCGGCAGCCAUUGUCGCGCUUCUCUGCUACGGGGCCAGUACAGGAUUCCACUGUUUCCAGCUCUUCAAACUGCGAUGCUGGUUUUUCACAACAUUCAUUGCCGGAGCCAUAAGUGAGAAGGAACUUACCUCUUAUACAGUGAUGACAAUCGGCUACCUCUUCCGCGCGAUAUCUACCAAGGAUACGAGUGCCCUAGGCCCAUACAUAGGCCAGAACGUGUGCAUUCUCCUUCCUCCAUCCCUCUACGCAGCCACCAUCUACAUGAUCUACGGCCGCAUUGUCAUGUUCGCCCGCUCUGCCUCCCUCUCCCCUAUCGCGCCGCAAAAGGUCACCAAAAUAUUCGUUAUAGGCGAUGUAAUUGCUUUCCUGACACAGGCCAGUGGUGGCGGUAUGAUGGCUAUGGAAAGCAUGGCUAGUGCGGGUCAGAAGCUUACGAUUUUUGGUCUGUUCGUACAGCUGUUCUUUUUCGGCGGGUUCUUCACUAUCUCGGUGGUGUUUUGUCGUCGAAUGCAACAACAGAAGAAUGUCCGCAUGCAAGACGUUCCGUAUGGUGCGUUGCUUUACGUUUUAUUUGGGGUCUCGGGGCUCAUCAUCGUUCGGUGUCUAUAUCGCGUUGUGGAGUUUUGUCAGGGAAAUGAUGGCUAUUUGAUAAGUCAUGAGGUUUUCAUGUAUUUGUUCGACACAUUGUUGAUGUUCGUGGUACAGGUUGUUUUUCAUUUUUAUCACCCUGGACUGCUUCUUGGGGACGGGAAGUAUGGUGGGUUGGAGAUGGAAGGAUAG
Molecule: messenger RNA, 819 nt
Organism: Aspergillus ibericus CBS 121593
Lineage: Eukaryota; Fungi; Ascomycota; Eurotiomycetes; Eurotiales; Aspergillaceae
Product: RTA1 domain-containing protein
Exons: 2
Coding region: 1-819 (272 amino acids)
Cellular component (GO): membrane
Source: RefSeq, a predicted model, not a curated record